This is a messenger RNA of Cynoglossus semilaevis (tongue sole), 2824 nucleotides long. RefSeq names its product reticulon 4 receptor (gene rtn4r). Gene Ontology annotation, molecular function: protein binding; ganglioside GM1 binding; ganglioside GT1b binding. The transcript has 2 exons. Gene Ontology annotation, cellular component: plasma membrane; external side of plasma membrane. Bases 673 to 2064 code for a protein of 463 amino acids. The record is from RefSeq and is a predicted model, not a curated record. Gene Ontology annotation, biological process: positive regulation of Rho protein signal transduction. Lineage: Eukaryota; Metazoa; Chordata; Actinopteri; Pleuronectiformes; Cynoglossidae.
UCUUUUUUUUCCAGCGUGACACCGACCUAUUAAACAUUCAUCCCUGAAUUCCCACUCGCUCUCCAGCUCUCUCUCUAUUCUCUUGUUUCGCCAAACGUACCUUGUUGCCCCGCCCACCCCUUCCACCUCCCUACACCAACGCGCACCAGUGCGCAUCCGCUGCACACCUUGCGCUGCGCAGACUUAUGGAAAUAUGCACCGGGGCAAGUGAUGCUGCUGGAUAUGUGCUGCAAUUUUCAAUGAUGGAGGGAACUGUGGCUGCUCUUCUUCUGUAUCACUGCUCCUCCUCUGCCCCUGCUCUCACACUUUGAGGACUCUCCUCCGAAGCUGUUUGUGCGUCCUGCUCUCGGGAGGUGUCGACUGGUUGGCGUUGUCGAUUCUUCAGACCGCACUUUGGAUGUUUACCGCUGACUGUUUCUCUGCCGUCCUCGUCCAAAUGACUGAGCUCGGGUGCAGCCGGAGACAUCGCUCUCCACUCCGGAAGACCUACAGCUAAAGUUUGAAGGGCGGCGGGGAACCGUUUGUGUUCCGUCUCCCACCGUGCACUGGAUUUGCAAUCACACACUGCAACCACCAACGGAUAUCCGCGCCGUCUCUGCGCGUCCUGGGAUUGAUUCGACUUGGAUUUUACACCCCCACCCCCCACCCCCUGGAUAUCACCGAACCUGAAUCAUGAAGACCGCUAAUUUUGAUGGAGGGCGACUCCUGUUUCUGGUUAUGUGGCUGAACCUUGUGCCUCAAACUGACAGCUGCCCUGCAAAGUGUGUGUGCUUCAGUGAGCCCAGGCCCACGGUGGCCUGCCAACAACAAGGACUCUUUUCGGUUCCUACUGAGAUCCCUGUGCGCAGCCAGAGAAUAUUCCUUCAAAGCAACAAGCUCACGGUGGUCAAGUCCACCAGCUUCAGCUCUUGUCGCAACCUAACAGUUCUUUGGCUAUACUCCAACAACAUCAGCUACAUUGAGGCUGGGGCCUUCUAUGGCUUGGAAAAGCUAGAGGAAUUGGACAUUGGAGACAAUGGCAACCUCCGCACCAUCAGCCCCACAGCCUUUAAGGGGUUGACCAAGCUGCACACUCUCCAUCUGCACCGGUGUGGUCUAUCAGAGCUGCCCGUUGGAGUUUUCAAAGGAAUGUUCUCCCUACAGUACCUUUACCUGCAGGACAAUAACAUUCUAUUGCUGCAUGAUGAUACUUUUGUGGACCUUGCCAACCUCACUUAUCUCUACCUGCACAACAACAAAAUCAAGAUUGUCACUGACAACAUGUUUCGUGGAUUAAUCAAUUUGGACCGUCUACUACUACAUGAGAAUCGUGUAUUCUAUGUCCAACCACGGGCUUUCAGUGAUCUUGGAAAGCUGAAAUCUCUGUUCCUUUUCUUCAACAACCUUACAGUCUUGUCAGGGGAGGUAAUGGACCCACUGGCAUCUCUCCAAUACUUGCGUUUGAAUGGAAACCAGUGGAUCUGUGACUGCCGAGCGAAAACCUUGUGGGACUGGUUUAAACGCUUCAAAGGUUCCAGCUCUGAGCUCGAGUGUGAAGUCCCAGAGUUCCUGGCAGGUAAGGACUUGAAACGUCUAAAAAGUGAUGACCUGGAGGGGUGUGUGGAAAUGCCUCAAAUCCAGACCAGCCUAUUUAACGCUAAGACCCAGUCUGGCAAAUUCCAUUCUACCGAAAAUCCAAUGGGGGAAACUAUUCCGAGAUGUUGUCUUGGCGACAAUGACAAGUCCUCUAUUCUGUCAGGCAAGAGCCGCCAAAUCACCAACAACCCCCUCAAGGAGAAGGAGAACAUGUCAAAGACUAAAUAUAAAGAUCCCGAAAGAACAAAAAAUGAGACCCAGAACAAGCAGAACGACGGACCACUUGGAACCUUGUCCAACAAUCUGGAUGAGUCUUUGGAAAACCCAAACCCUGAUCUGGAAUCAUCAACACCAUCAAACAAAAAGAAGAAGAAGUGUUCCAAAAAGCCAAAAUCGGACACCCAAUGCAACAAAAGCCAGGCUACUGCUUUACAAGGUCCUUACAUUCUCUUCAUUCCAAUGAUCUGGAUUUCUCUAGCCAUGUCUUAGAACUGCUGAUCUCGUACUUAACAAAGGACUCGCGAUUGUUGAUGCUAAUGACAAUGAUGAUGAAGAUGCAGUGACAUCUACAUCGGGCAGAGACUAAGAAGCAAGGGAUCUCAAUGAUCCGUUAUGGGUGAGGACAAACAAUCAUGACAAUGUUACAGUACAUUUAACAAAAUGGAUGCCUUUACAGAACACAACAGAUCCCAUGUAUAUAAUGAAUUGGUGCCCACAAUUGUUUGUUCUCUAUGUACUUAAUGGUACUGUGUCUAAGCUACAUUUUGGAGACCCCUCCCUUUUCUCUCCCCCCAAUGCUUUUACUGCUUUGACAGGAUGCUGAGUGAAUGAAAAAAAGACAAAACACAAAGACAAGAGUUUUAAAAAACAAAGCACAGACAAAGUGCCAACGAAGAAUGUUGGGUCUGUUUGGAAAGGAGAAACGACCCCCCCUCCCCAUCCUCUGCCCACUGUUAUUUAUUCAAAGUGAUGCAUUUGUUAUGUUUUUUAUGUUUGUAAAAACAAAUGUUUUACUUCAGUUUGAGUUGUAUUUUCAUGACAGAGAGGGUAAAUGGGUGGGACCAAAAGAAUGCUAAUGGUUUGUUCAUUGAGAUUUCGAAGGAACCAUAGAUAUGCAUUUUAUUUUACUUGUGUACAAGUAUGAACAUAAUAUGAAUAAAGUUCCUAUUUUGUAGGUCAUGUUGCUUUUGUGUAAUACUUUCGCAGGGUAUAGAAAAAAUAUAUGGAAUUUUAGUAUAAUAAAACUGAA